GCGUUUUCACGUGAAUAUUAAAUAUCAGUACUGAUUCUGUUUCUGUUCACUGUACUUGGUUUGUUAACUGUUAGUAGAAUGUUCGUGUUAAGUUAUAACAUUCAAUGACUAAAUGUUAUGCACCAUCCAUAUCAAACGGCACCGAGCUACAGCCCUUUGAAAAUACCAACAAUACAUCGCCCUAUGCCAUACUACCCUUAUUCUAUUAAUCAUUAUACGCCUUAUAUACCUCUACCACCAGAACCAAACGUAUUGGAUUUAUCCAAAAAGACUUCCUUGUCUCCAAACUUCAGUCGGCCUUCUUUAAGUCCACAAUCUCUCAAUAAUUCACUCUCUCCUCCAAGACCUUGUGAAUCUAUCAGUAACUGUCAAUUAACACCUCCGUUAUCUCACCACUCCGAUACUACUCAUAUAAUGGAUCACAGUUCUUUAGAACCAAAGAGUCCAAGUUCUGCUUCUGCUUCUUCUGAAACUCGAUCUGAAUUAUCUGAAUCUUCAGUUUCUCCAAAAUCAAAUGCUUCUAGACCCUUUAAAAUAUUACCCAAAGAUUCUUUGACUUUGGCUCUGCAAGGCAUUUCGCACAUAGAUCCAUCAUCUCUGCUAUGCGAUCAAGAACUCGGCGCCGAACUGACAAAGGAACUUAUCGAAGAUUCUGUCAAAAAAUAUAACGAGUUUAGAAAGAGAAUGUUGGAACAGCUGCAAUCUCCUGGAAAUGUUACAAACUCGAAUAUGCGAAGGGUCCAGAAUAAUGCGGAUAAAAUUCAAGAUUCAGAGUAUUUGGAGAAAAGGAGGAAGAAUAACGAAGCAGCUAAAAGAUCGAGGGAUGCCAGGAAGAACAAACAGGAUGAAAUUGCUAUCAGGAUGGCUUUCUUGGAGCAGGAGAACCUGCUUUUGAAAUUCAAGAUUAAGACAGAGGAAGAACAUUUAGAUCGGUUGAAAAACUUGGUUCAGUCACGAAAAUGAUCUUUAUAACAUAUUUGUGUUAUCACAGAUAACAUAGUUAUGCUAUCUGUGGUAUUAUAAAACAUAGAACAAGCAACAAGGACAACUUCUAUGGCGUUAUGAAGUUUCUCCAUCAAUUUGUUGUUCUAUACCGUACUGUUUAUAUUGACCUCUUCAUAUCUUUAUGAGUACUCCUACGUGGAGCGAAGUUUUCAGAUUUUCACACAAUCUACAAAUUCCUUUUAAGAAACUUUAGACCUAGGUAUACCUACUACCAUAGUCAAUUUGAAAAGUUAAGAUAUCUUUUCCAGACAAGACAUUUUUUGAAACAUUACCUACCAAAAUCUUAAAUGAUCAUACAUUCAAGAAAACGAUUUUUAACGACUUUUGACAAAACGAUUUUUAGGGUUCCGUACCCAAAGAGUAAAAACGGGAACCCUAUUACUAAGGCUUCGUUGUCCGUCCGUCCGUCCGUCCGU
Molecule: messenger RNA, 1421 nt
Organism: Sitophilus oryzae (rice weevil)
Lineage: Eukaryota; Metazoa; Arthropoda; Insecta; Coleoptera; Curculionidae
Gene: Gt
Product: thyrotroph embryonic factor-like
Exons: 4
Coding region: 118-963 (281 amino acids)
Biological process (GO): regulation of transcription by RNA polymerase II
Cellular component (GO): nucleus
Molecular function (GO): RNA polymerase II cis-regulatory region sequence-specific DNA binding; DNA-binding transcription factor activity, RNA polymerase II-specific
Source: RefSeq, a predicted model, not a curated record